Hibiscus syriacus is the source of this 862-nucleotide messenger RNA. Its product is annotated as transcription factor MYB108-like. The record is from RefSeq and is a predicted model, not a curated record. Gene Ontology annotation, cellular component: nucleus. NCBI's taxonomy places the organism in Eukaryota, Viridiplantae, Streptophyta, Magnoliopsida, Malvales, Malvaceae. The transcript has a single exon. Gene Ontology annotation, molecular function: DNA-binding transcription factor activity; sequence-specific DNA binding. Gene Ontology annotation, biological process: regulation of DNA-templated transcription.
AAAAGAAGAUUUGAUCCAUUUUGUGUCCUCAAAUGGAAGAUUUUAAAGCAAGGGGUCGCAUGAGAAAGGUUCAAAGCAGUGAAGAAGAUCAAAUGGAUUUGGUUCUUGGUCCUUGGACUGUUGAAGAAGACUUCAAGCUCAUCAAUUACAGAGGUUUUUGUCAUGUUGAUGAUGAUGUUUAUUUUCAGACAAUUUACAGAGGUUUUUGUUGUUGUUGUUGAUGAUGUUGUUGCUGCAGAUGGUCGAAAAUCGCACAGCAUUUUCCGGGAAGAACCGACAACGAGAUCAAGAACUACUGGAGAACUCGUGUCCAGAAACAUGCUAAGCAACUCAAAUGCGAUGUCAGCAGCAAGCAAUUCAAGGACACCAUGCGUUACCUAUGGAUGCCUCGGUUAGUCGAAAGAAUUCAAGCCGCCUCCGUAGCUACCGCGACCACUAACUCUGCGUCGCAGAUGUUCUCUCGACGAGGGGUUAUCUGCGAUGAAUAUACGGCGCAAGUGACCCCGGAGAAUUCAAGUACUGUGGCAUCAUCGUCGAACUCGUUCGAGGCACAAGUUUCGCCUGUUUCGGAUUUAACCAAUUGUUACAACAACGGCUUUCACGUUAAUAACAACCCUAAUCCUGGUUAUAGUUUCCAAUACGGCAGCCAAGUCGAUUACUCCGAUCUAUCGGAAAAAUAUUACAACAGCAACAACAACCAUGGCGAUGUCGGCAUCGAUUUUCCGACCAACAAUCAUCAGCCCAUGUUGGAUGGUGGUGAUCUUUCGGACAAUUUGUUGAAUGCUGAUGAUUUUUUGUUCUUACAGCAACAGUUCAACUUCAACAUGUGAAAAAAAAUACCUCUUUAUAGAAUUUGGGGUUA